AUGUCUUUAACCUACAUACUACAACCAGAGGAGACAGAUCCCGAGGUGAAGAAAGCUGUAGUCUACGCGACCCGUGUUUUGGAUGCAAACAACAAGUUCCCUGACCAUUUUGAGAAGUCACGAUUUGAUCGGUUCUCCAGUUGGCAUCGUGCAAAGAAGGCUGUUGCUAUAUGUCUGAAGUUCAAGACGAGGCUUCACCAAAGAAAUCCCCAAGGUUUGUCUAAGGUGGUUGACAUUCAUCCAUCACCGAGAGUAAUCAUCCAGGUGUCUGAGAUGAAGAAAGCAGAGAUAGAAAUUCUCAAAAAAGUCCAGUAUGAGCACUUCAAGAAUGAAGUUGAAAUUCUCCAACAGCUCGGAACAAGAGGAGAGUUCACAACGAGAGAGUUAGCUCGGAAACGUAACCAGAGUCUCAAAGCGACUAGUUCUCUCUUCAGACUUGACCCAUUCCUUGACGAUGGUGGUUUGAUUCGAGUAGGUGGACGGAUUGAAAGAGCCAAUGUGUCAUCAGAGUUGAAACAUCCAGUCAUCUUGCCUCGCAAAGAUCACAUCUCUGAGUUAGUGAUAAGGCAUCACCAUGAGAAAGUGCAUCACAUGGGUAGAUGUACUACACACAACGAGAUGCGCCAGAGAGGGUACUGGGUAAUCGGCGGAUCAGCAGCAGUUUCAAGCUACAUCGCUUCAUGUGUAACAUGUCGAAAGCUCCGUAGACCUCUGCAGAAGCAGAAAAUGGCUGAGUUACCAGAGGACCGACUUCAACCUGCGCCCCCGUUUUUGUACUGUGCUGUGGACUAUUUUGGUCCAUUCUUCAUCAGGGAGAGACGAAGCGAAGUGAAACGCUGGGGUGCACUGUUUACCUGUAUGGCGUCCCGAAGUGUCCAUCUAGAAACAGCGAAUUCCCUUACUGCUAGCUCCUUCAUCAACGCCCUGAGUAGAUUUCAAAGCCGAAGAGGGCCCAUCCGUCAGUUGCGCUGUGAUCAAGGAACUACCUUCGUUGGUGCCCGUAAUGAAUUGAAGGAUGCACUAGCAGACAUGGACCAAAACAGAGUAAGAGAGUACCUCCUGGAGUCUGACUGUGAAUGGAUCCCCUUCAAAAUGAACACUCCGCACUCGAGCCACAUGGGUGGUGUAUGGGAGCGGCAGAUAGGCACGGUACGUAGUAUACUUUCAUCUCUUUUCCUGAAGUCUGGAAGUCAGCUGGACGAUGAAGCCUUCCGAACCCUUAUGACCGAGAUAGAAUGCAUCAUUAACUCAAGGCCUCUCACGACUGUCAAUCUGUGUUCUCCAGACGCCCCCGAACCGCUAACUCCAAAUCACUUGCUAACCAUGAAGCCCAAGGUUGUACUGCCCCCGCCCGGAAGAUUCCAGAAGGAAGACGUGUACUCGCACAAGUGGUGGAAAAGAGUACAGUAUCUGGCUAACGAGUUCUGGGUGAGAUGGAGGAAAGAGUUUUUGCACAACCUACAGGAACGCAAGAAGUGGACCAAGCCCGAGCGGAACAUCCAGAAAGGAGACGUUGUCAUAUCCAAGGAGACCGACACAACCCGUAACCAGUGGCCCCUUGCUCGAGUGAUCGAUACUUAUCCUAGUAAAGACGACAAGGUGAGGACCGUCAAGCUGUUGAUGGCAGAUGGUGAACGAGACAGCCAGGGAAGGCGUAAGCGCCCUCCAUCUAUCCUCGAUAGACCAAUUCACAAGUUGGUACUCUUGGUUCCUACCCAGGACAAAUGUCUACUUCAGAAGACCAGAGACGUCCCCGACGAAGAGCCAACACGGACCACUACCUUGACUAAGUGA
Asterias rubens (European starfish) is the source of this 1794-nucleotide messenger RNA. RefSeq lists its product as uncharacterized. Gene Ontology annotation, biological process: DNA integration. Lineage: Eukaryota; Metazoa; Echinodermata; Asteroidea; Forcipulatida; Asteriidae. Gene Ontology annotation, molecular function: nucleic acid binding. The coding region runs from base 1 to 1794 and encodes 597 amino acids. The transcript has a single exon. The record is from RefSeq and is a predicted model, not a curated record.